AUGUCGCAUCGACACCAUCGACAUCACACCCGAGGGCCUGCUGUGGCUCCUGCUCCGGCCCCUGCUGCAGCCCCUGAGAGGUCGCGAGCAGUAGAGGAGCUUCACCCUGUGCUGCUUGACCUCUUACUUCGAAUGAACAUCAUGCCGCCGGGGGACAUAGACUCCCUCUCGGAGGCGGCGCUCGCAAACGCGGUGUCACUGGCAAUAUCGAUGCUGCCGGAGGACGAGCAGAUACACAUCGUCUCGCGCAUCAUGACCGACGACGAAAUCGCCCAAGAAAGUCUCAACCAUCCGCGGCUACAGAACCUCGGGUCCCGCGUGGUUCUGUCGCAAAACGAACGACGGCUCCUGCUGCGGGCAUCACCGGAACCAGAGGACGACGACGCAAACCAGGAGGAAGCAGGCGCCAACGGAUGCAUCAUCUGUUUUGAUAGGAACACCGUAGCCGUGCCGUGCGGUUGCCGCUACUGUGCCGGCUGUCUGCGAGAGUUGGUGCGUGUCGGCCUCCGCUCUGAGGCAGACUUCCCUCCGCGCUGCUGCCAGCCCUUUGAUGAGGCCACAGUCCGCCUCGCUGGACGUCCCGCGCUGGUUCAUUUGUUCCGGCAGCUGUCAGCCGAGUACGCGGUACCGCCAGCUCAGCGGCUGUACUGCCACAAUCCCGGCUGCUCGUCCUUUAUCUCACCGUCGGCCAUCCAAGCGGCGGCCAGAGACGAGGCCAAUGCCACGGCGGUGGGAACAUGUCCGUCGUGUAGCAGCGCGACAUGCAAAGAGUGUGGCGCAAAAGCACACAGAGGCUUGCCAUGCAGAGCGGAGGGUGAUGACGAGGCGCUGUGGGAUAUGAUGGACGCCAAUGGGCUUGUGGGCUGUCCUGAGUGCGGCAUCGUGAUAACCCUGAUGGAUGGAUGCAACCAUAUGACGUGCGUGUGUGGCGCCGAGUUCUGCUUUCUCUGCGGCGCAGAUUGGGAGUUCGAUUGCAAUUGCCCCCUGUAUAACGCACGAGAGCUCCGUAUCCCCAUCCGUCGACGGCCGGGCCGGUUGCCC
This is a messenger RNA of Trichoderma citrinoviride, 1041 nucleotides long. RefSeq lists its product as hypothetical. Gene Ontology annotation, cellular component: cytoplasm; ubiquitin ligase complex. Gene Ontology annotation, molecular function: ubiquitin protein ligase activity; zinc ion binding; ubiquitin conjugating enzyme binding. The transcript has 2 exons. The record is from RefSeq and is a predicted model, not a curated record. The annotation marks the transcript as partial. Gene Ontology annotation, biological process: positive regulation of proteasomal ubiquitin-dependent protein catabolic process; protein polyubiquitination; ubiquitin-dependent protein catabolic process. NCBI's taxonomy places the organism in Eukaryota, Fungi, Ascomycota, Sordariomycetes, Hypocreales, Hypocreaceae.